AUGCUGCCGCUGCGUGUGCGAAGGCAAGGGAGUAAGGUGAUGUCGACGGUGAAGAGGCAGAGGUGGUGCUCGGCUGUGGAGAAGAGUAGAAGCUGCCGCCGGUGGUCUCGGUUUCGGAAGAGGAGGAGGGAAUUCGGUGGUUCGGCGGUCGAUGGUGAAGAGGUGGAGAAGAUGGUGGCGUUCGGUGAUGAUGGGCUACGUGGAGGUUAUGGAAGCAAUCGGCGGUGCGUGGAUGAAGAAGAUGAUGGUGCUGCCGACUGCUUCGUGGCGUUGGAGGAGAGCAAGGAGGUCGGCGGUGGAUUGGUUUGCAGCGGCAAGGUGGAAUAUUUUUGCAACCGUAAGGUCAUGUCGUCGAGCAAUGCUGGGUCUCGAUUGUUUGGUGACGAAGAUUCUUUUGUCAUUGUGAAUUCAGAUGAGGACGUCACUGCUACUGCUGCCCCUCAGAAGAAAAAGAAGAGGAUCGUGAAGGUGGGCGAUAGGGCGAAAUCCAAGAAAACUAAGACGGAUGCGCCCUCGAAGGAAACCACACAGCUGGGUAUCGAGAUGGUGCCCCUUGGCACUGAGUCUGUUCAGAAACCUGUGCCGGAAGCAGGGCCAAGCAUAGUUCCCCCCCGUGGCGGAGAAAGGGAAGGGCCCCUCGUGAGAGAGGCAAUAGUCUUGCCCCCUCAGCUGUUCGAGGGAGGCUCGUCUAUGGUAGUUCACACCUUUAGCAACCCACCGUCAAUCGAGUGUCCUAUUCUCGAGGAAUUCGUUACUCAGCUGAAUGAAGCCGACAGCCUGAGACUGAAAAGUGCGGCCUCAAUGGCCUACCUAGUGCAGUUAAGGAAGCUUCGAGAAGACCUGGCUACAGCUCGGGCGGAAAAGGACGAGGCGUUAUUCGAGGUGGUUACCCUCGAGGAGAAAGCUCGCCAAGUUCAGGCUAAGGAGGCUGAAAUUGUCGAGGUGCAGGCUAAAUAUGAUGAGCUUGACGAGAAGAUGAAGUCGUUUGCUAGCCUGCACAUUUCCAAGGAGGAACUACAUCAGUGGUGUACGACCUUCAUGAAUAAAAUGAUGUCUACAGGAGGGAUGGUUGUAGCCCUCGAGGAGAUGAACUUGGUUGCCACCAAGUGCGGAGCGCACCGAGUUGGCGUGGCAGAGUUGAAGAGGCUCGACCAGGACAGGCCGAUUAAGGCAAAAUGGUUCAAGCAGCUCCUGAUGAAGGACCCGAAGAAAACCAUGCACGAAGCCAUGGUAAAGGUCUUGACAAAGUUGAGCCUCGAGCAGCUUCCUCUAUGGAGAGCUUUAACCGGUGCCAUGGCGAAGAUGAGUUCCCCUGCGGAGAUUGCCUCGUUCCCAGGCGACGUUCCUACUAUCCUGGGCAAGGGUCCAAGUGAGGAAGACCCUAUACCCGAGGUACCCGACGAAUACAUGGGCAUCGAGCUCGAGGACGCCGAUGAAGCCACCGAGGAGGACGUUGCUGACACCGGCCAUUCUGGUGUCCAGAGAACUGUCGAGGACGCCUCCCAGGACCCUUCUAAGGACCUUCCAAGGACCCUCCUCAAGGCAGUGAUGCUCCUCGAGACGGUGGCACACUUAGAGAAUGACCUGCUCGAUGCAAUUAGGACGCACAAUGUAAAGGUUAACCAGUAUCUGAUAAACGAGAUUAAAGGACUCCGCGAGGAGAUGCAACGUCGAGAUGUUCAAAGCCUGAAAGACCACAGUGAUUCUUUGACUCUCGAGGCCGAGAUUCACGAUGAGCUGGUUACCUUGGAGAAAGAGAAUGCUCGGCUUAGGGCAAGACAGCAGAUUACUGUGUCUCCCUGGUUUCUCGAGAAGCACCAAGUGUUAGCCCGAGUCCAGCACAUGAUUAUGGGCAGGACUCGCCGUUUUAUCGCAGCCAUGGAUAUACUGAAAGAGAGAUCUCGUGAGAUCGAGCUUCUUACAGACUAUAUUGCCGAACUGCAAAAUCUACUACUAGAUAACAACAUUGACUUCAAGGUGUUCGAGCGUCCAGAGGAAACCGUGGAUCCUCGAACUCGGAGUUCUCGAGAAGAGCUGUUGAUGAGGGUGCAUGCUCAGGACACAGAGAUCGUGGACCUUAAGGAUAAAUUGAAUCAAUGUGUGAAUCUCGUUAGCCUACAUGGAUAUAAGGGGAUUAUUCAUCCCUCCCCCGACAAUCCUAUCAGGGAGGUCCUUGUAAUAGUGUAG
Oldenlandia corymbosa var. corymbosa is the source of this 2187-nucleotide messenger RNA. The record is from the annotation of a GenBank genome assembly. Lineage: Eukaryota; Viridiplantae; Streptophyta; Magnoliopsida; Gentianales; Rubiaceae.